Messenger RNA from Oncorhynchus kisutch (coho salmon), 4169 nucleotides. Its product is annotated as carboxypeptidase Z. The record is from RefSeq and is a predicted model, not a curated record. Gene Ontology annotation, biological process: protein processing; peptide metabolic process. The transcript has 12 exons. Gene Ontology annotation, molecular function: metallocarboxypeptidase activity; protein binding; zinc ion binding. Bases 306 to 2312 code for a protein of 668 amino acids. NCBI's taxonomy places the organism in Eukaryota, Metazoa, Chordata, Actinopteri, Salmoniformes, Salmonidae.
AAUACAUACAUUUAGAGGUAAGAAAUUAUAAGGUUAACAUUGAAUAAAAAAGUGUUGGAAAUAGUUGAGCAAGAUGGUUUAGAGUAUAGGAAUUGUUAACAGGUGUAUUUCAGAAAGUUUACUUGCGCAAAGUUUACUUGCGCAAAUGAUUCCACCUCCACCCAGUCUUCCAUUUCCGUCCGAAACAUUUUCCUUUGUAAUUUGAUAGUCGACCGUAAUUCGUGUAAUAAACUCACUUUUUGGGGAAGCCCAAAAAGUUCUCGUGCAAUUAAGCACAGUAGCCUUGAGGUGCCACAUCACAAAAUAUGGAAUUUAUACGGAGGAAAAUGAAGACUAUUGUUUUUCUGAAUGCACUGGCGACAGUUGUUUGGUGUGCCCCUUCGCUCUGCGACCCUGAAGACGAAUUUCUAGGUAUCUUUUGCAAAGAACCACAACCAGAACCAGAACAACCCAAGUGCAUGGACAUCAUGAUGAACUAUUGCGACGACAUGUCCUAUACCCACACCGUGUUCCCCAACAUCCUGGGCCACAGGACCCGCGAGGAGGCCGAGCUGGGCCCCGAGUACCUCCUCGUCAGUGUGGUCCACAACUUGCUCAAUGGAGAGUGCACCCCGGACAUCCGCAUGCUAGGCUGUUCAGUGCUGGUGCCUCGCUGCGAGAAGGAGAAGGUGCUGAAGCCGUGCAGGAGUACGUGCGAGGCUGUGAGGAAGAACUGUUACCACGCCUUCGAGGGCAUCGAGAUGGCCUGGCCAUACUUCCUGGACUGUGACCGCUUCUUUGUCAGUGACCAGGAGGGCUGUUACGACCCACUGGAGGGCUUACGAGCGAUACAGGAAGAAGGUAAUACCCCUGAGAAGCCUCAUACUGUCAUCCAGUUUAGCUAUCAGUCUAACGCCCAGAUGAACAGCAUCCUGAAGAAGACUGCAGCACGAUGCCCCGAAAUCGCCAUGACCUACAGCAUUGGCCGCAGUGUGGAGGGCAAAGACCUGCUAGUGAUAGAGUUCUCAAACAACCCUGGAGUACAUGAAUUGCUUGAACCAGAGAUGAAGUACAUAGGAAACAUGCAUGGGAACGAGGUGCUGGGUCGCCAGCUGUUGAUCUACCUGGCCCAGUACCUGUGUUCAGAGUACCUGCUGGGGAACCGGCGCAUCCAGACCCUGAUCAACACCACGCGUAUCCACAUCCUGCCCUCCAUGAACCCAGACGGUUACGAGCUAGCUGCCGCCGAGCUCCAGGACACCAUUGACCCUGAGAACGAGGAGGCUCAGAACUACAACAGCUGGACCCUGGGUCGAGGCAACGCCCAGAACAUUGACCUGAACAGGAACUUCCCUGACCUGACUACGAUCGUUUACAGCCGGCGCAGACACAGACAUUUCCGUAGCAACCACAUCCCAAUCCCAGACGCUUACUGGUUUGGUAAGGUAGCUCCAGAGACAUACGCAGUCAUGAAGUGGAUCAGAUCCUUUCCCUUUGUGCUCUCAGCUAACUUCCACGGAGGGGAGUUGUUGGUGUCCUACCCCUACGACCUCUCCAAACACCCACUAGAGCAGAAGAUGUUCUCCCCCACGCCAGAUGAACAGGUAUUCAAGCAGAUAGCGAGAACAUAUGCAGAUGCCCAUGCCACCAUGUCAGAAGGAAACUCUGGAAGGUGUGAGAACUUUGGCAGCAUCGGCCAGGACGGCAUCAUAAAUGGAGCAUGGUGGUACAGCUUUGCAGGUGGUAUGCAGGACUUCAACUACCUCCACACUAACUGUUUUGAGGUGACGGUGGAGUUGGGCUGUGAUAAGUUCCCAGCUGAGGAGGAGUUAUACACUGGCUGGAAGGACAACAAAGAGGCUCUGCUCACAUUCAUGGAGUCGGUCCACCGUGGAAUAAAGGGAAUAGUAAAGGAUGAGGACGGGAAUGGAAUCAAAGGGGCAAGGAUAUCUGUCAGAGGAAUAAGGCAUGACAUCACCACAGCUGAAAACGGAGACUACUGGCGCUUGCUAACCGCCGGCAUCCACAUCUUGACUGCGUCUGCACCGGGCUACACCAGAGCCAUGAAAAAGAUCCACCUCCCGGCACGCAUGCAGAAAGCAGGCCGGGUGGACUUUGUCCUGCAGAAGGCUGUGGUGGAGCCUGACAUGGAGGAGGACUAUAGAAUCCCGUCCAUGGGGACCUAUGAGCACUUCGACCCCUACAACCAGUUUGAGCGCUACACCAUUAGCGAGCAGAACCAGAACGGAGAGGAGGGGCAGGAGAAACCGUGGUGGUGGAGUUACUUUAGCCACGCCCAUGGCUCCACCCCCACCUGGCUUCUCAGAAACUAGCUCCUCCCCUGAAUAUACAUAGAAUCCUCUAUGGCUCCCACUAUAGCCUCCUUUCUCAACUCUGGUCCCCGAUUUACCAUCAAGGGUUGCACAUACCUCCUACAGGUCAAUACUAGCACACCUAAUUCAAUUAAUCAAGGGCUUGAUGAUUAGUUCAAUCACGUGUGCUUAUAUAAGGGUGGAACAAAAAUGUGCAACCCAGGGGGUACUCCAGGACACUGCCCUACAUGAUCAAAGACGGGUUACUAUUUAAGUUGAAUAUGAUUUACAUAAUGCUAUCAUACAAGUGUCACAUUUUAGCAUUACCAUUAUUAUCCAUUGCUGCAAACCUGUCGUAACUGAAGCAAAAUAUAAAAUAGCUAGUUGUUCAUGAUAGCAAUAUGUAAUCUUAAUAAGUCAUAGUUCAUGUAAAGUGUUUUCUCCUAAAGCUAGCCUCCAUUUUACAAGCUUUUGCCUUGUUAAACUGCUUCACUUUAUGACCAUAAUGCAACACAGGAAGGUUGAAAAGCUUCGACGAUUUGUCUCUCCACCCGCACAUAUCUAUAUGUUUACAAUAAAACAUUAUUAAAGAACAUUGACCGUCGUCUCUUCAAAAUAUGUAAUGAAACACAUUGGCCAAAAGAUGGCAUCCUAAUUCCAUUUGUUUUCGCCCAUGUUACAUUUUCAACUGAACUGCCUUUCCAAGAAAGGCAACCUUUCCAGCCAACCAAUACUGUAUCCCAAACUCUCCCACAUGGCAACGUAUAGCAUCUGUUAAAGAACCAGAGGCACCGUCAGUCUCUUAUACCAGUCAACCAACCAUGCUUUUUUCACAUAGCGCUCUGCAUCACUUUCUCUAGAUAUCUAGAUAUCGUCAGUGUUUGUCUGACAUGUUACCUAGAUAUGAAUUGAUCUGAAAAAAAUGUCAGUCCUAUCAUGUAAUUUGUUUUGCCACAUGUUAACUUCUGAAUAUCAUUCUGCCUACCCCUUUACAGUGCGCAUGUGCCUUGAAAAAAAAAGAGUAGGAUAUUUGUUGUAAAUGGUAGGAUGCAGUAUAGUCUUGCAAUAAGGGAUCAUCAAGGAGUGGCUAUGCGUUCAAGGAGUGACGACGCGCUAGCGGAGUGGAACUGACCUUCCACUGAGUUGCAUUAUUUUCCAGAGAACGCACAGAGCCCGGGGUUGAUUAUCGCUUUUAUACCAUGGCUUGGAAUAUUGUACAUUAUUUAAUACCAUGGACACCAUUCCACAGUAUGCAGCUAGCGAUGAGAAUAAAUGUUUUCUUCAAUCUUCCCUCCAAACAUUUGAGAUGAUGUUCAGUUAUGAUAUUUAGUAAACGGAGGCCAAAUCUGAUUUGUGUUUGUGUAUAUUUCCAGAUGUCAGCACUCCUGACAUAUCUACAGUUGAACUGUGGCUGCUAGGCACCAUCUCCUAGGAACACAACCCAAGGCCAAUUCAUCACUUAUUGAGCUGCUAUAAUAAUAAUAAUUUAUAGGCAUUUCAAUAAUGCAAUAAUUUCAAUAAUGCAUAACUAUACAUUCUGUGUCUGUGAAAGGGAUUCUUCACACAAAUAAUUAAAUUACUUUAGUGUUUCUUUACAUUGAAAGUAAAAGGCAAGGAGAGAUUGCGACCCACACUUAGCCAUACAUGGCCUCCCACAAACCCUAAUGCAUUUGUGACCAAAUAUGUUUGAGUGAAUGAAUCCCAUAAAUAUCAUGUCUUUAUUUGCAUGCACAAAUCAUACAUUGCAUAGUCAAAUUAAUACAUUUGUAUCAAUAAUAUUGUAAUUUAGGCGAACUCUCUCUUGCUCCAGAAAUGUUGUGCAUUUCAUUUAUGAAAUUCUGUCUGUUAUAAAUAAAUAAAUACACAUUGUUAAAGUAA